This is a messenger RNA of Trifolium pratense (red clover), 1710 nucleotides long. RefSeq names its product caffeoylshikimate esterase. NCBI's taxonomy places the organism in Eukaryota, Viridiplantae, Streptophyta, Magnoliopsida, Fabales, Fabaceae. The transcript has a single exon. Gene Ontology annotation, molecular function: lipase activity. Gene Ontology annotation, cellular component: membrane. The coding region runs from base 265 to 1239 and encodes 324 amino acids. The record is from RefSeq and is a predicted model, not a curated record.
AUAAUAAUUUAUGUGAUACGUAGUUUUACUGUCUAUUACAUUUUUUUAAAAUAAAAAAUAAUAAUAUGAAAAUUAGUCAGAUCGGCCUAUCAAGCCACAUAGACCGUUACUAAUUGGGCCGGACUCAGUUUACCAAUUCAUGAAGCAAACACGCCGAGCCACUAAAGCCCAUUUAUAUGUGUCGGGCCAUCGGGCCGAGACGGGCUGGCCAGAUCUAGACUGAUAAGAAUUGAGUGAAGCUGAAGCACAGUGAAAUUUUCUCCAAUGGAAGAAGAAAGAGAAGAAAACCAAACUCUUCUUCAAUCAUCUUCCUAUCCCUACUACUGGGGCUACACACCAGAAGAACAAUUCUACAAACAACAAAAAAUCACAUCAACAAAAUCAUCAUUCACAACACCAAGAGGCCUUACUCUCUUCACAAGAUCAUGGCUUCCAUCUCUCACAACCCCACCACGCGCUCUCAUUUUCAUGAUCCAUGGCUAUGGCAACGAUAUCUCAUGGACCUUUCAAUCAACUCCAAUCUUCCUUGCUCAAAUGGGUUUCGCUUGUUUCUCUCUUGACCUUCAAGGUCAUGGUCAUUCACAAGGUCUUAAAGCUUUUGUCCCUAGCGUUGACCUUGUUGUACAAGAUUGUCUCUCUUUCUUCAAUUCCAUCAAAAAAGAUGAAAAAUUUAUUCGGUUGCCUUGUUUUCUUUAUGGUGAAUCAAUGGGUGGUGCUAUUUGUCUUUUGAUUCAUUUUGCUGAUCCAAAAGGGUUUCAAGGUGCUAUCUUGGUUGCACCCAUGUGUAAAAUUUCUGAUAAGGUUAAACCCAAAUGGCCUAUUCCUCAGAUUCUUACUUUUUUAGCUAAGUUUUUUCCAACUUUGCCUAUUGUGCCUACUCCUGAUCUUUUGUAUAAGUCUGUGAAAGUUGAUCAUAAGAAGGUUAUUGCUCAAAUGAACCCUUUGAGGUAUAGAGGGAAACCUAGGUUAGGGACUGUGGUGGAGCUUUUGAGGGUUACUGAUAUUUUGAGUAAGAAGCUUUGUGAUGUUGAACUUCCUUUUAUUGUGUUACAUGGUAGUGCUGAUGUUGUUACUGAUCCUGAAGUUAGUAGAGAAUUGUAUGAAGAAGCUAGGAGUGAAGAUAAGACUAUUAGGGUGUUUGAUGGGAUGAUGCAUUCUUUGCUUUUUGGAGAAACUGAUGAGAAUGUUGAAAUUGUUAGGAAUGAUAUUUUGAAGUGGUUGAAUGCUAGAUGCAAGUGAAGAAUAGUUUGUGUGGCUAUAGAUUAACAUGGUUCUUGUGCUGUGAUGAAGUGGAAGAUUUGAAAGGUUGUUUGCAAAUAGUAGUUUUUUAAGUUCUUCAUUGUAUUGCUAUUGGUUCUUGAUUGAUACAUUCCAUGAAAUUCCUCAAUGAGGAUGAAUUAAAUUGAUGGUGUAUAGUAUACACAGUUUUUUUUUAUCAAAGAUAUUAUUCUUGGAAAGACAGGAGGUGUUGUUUUGUACUAAAUUGGUGUGAAUAUUUAAGUUUAUGGUUUGGGACAAAAAAGGGCAUGUUCUGUGUUUUGGGUGAGUGGUUUGUGUUUAGAUAAUAUUGGAAAUGAAUAUGUUCUGUGAUUGCUGUCCUAGAAGAAUCUGAUGCUGAUCUUACUAAUGCUCAUUUGAGACAAAAAGAUGUAGUUUGAGGUUUUGAGUUGAAUGAUUCCUCACAACUUGAAAUCUCACAUAAAAAUCUUA